AUGGCAGCUCCAACAGCAAUCAAAGAAUUACCAGCAUCGAAAGAUGUGGAGGCGGUCUCCAAUGAAGAAAUAGAAGGAGAAGAAGAGAUGUUAAUAGAUGCAGGCUCAGUUCCACAAGAAGACGAAGAGGGAGCUAGCAAAAAGAAGGAAAGCAGCGAAAUGGUGCUAGAUGAGAGUGGAAAACCAAAGUUUUCAGCAGCAUCAAAAUCAGGAAUGAAGGUCAAGUUGGAAAGCAGAAAGGUGCCGGUACCACCACACAGAAUGACACCUUUGAAGAACACAUGGACCAAGAUCUAUCCACCAUUAGUGGACCACUUGAAGUUGCAAGUGAGAAUGAACUUGAAGACCAAGACGAUCGAGAUGAAGACUAACAAAAAUACUGUGGACCAGGGUGCAUUACAAAAGGGAGCUGAUUUUGUCAAGGCUUUCACCUUAGGAUUUGAUGUUGAUGAUGCCAUUGCAUUAUUGAGAUUGGAUGACUUAUAUAUCGAAACCUUUGAAGUCAAGGAUGUUAAGACCUUGAACGGUGACCAUUUAUCGAGAGCAAUCGGUAGAAUUGCCGGUAAGGAUGGUAAGACUAAAUUCGCGAUUGAAAACGCUACAAGAACCAGAAUUGUGUUAGCUGAUUCUAAGAUACAUAUUUUAGGUGGGUUCACGCACAUUAGAAUGGCCAGAGAAGCAGUGGUUUCAUUGAUUUUAGGUUCGCCACCAGGUAAGGUCUACGGUAAUUUACGUACAGUUGCAUCUAGAAUGAAAGAACGUUAUUAA
This is a messenger RNA of Debaryomyces tyrocola, 768 nucleotides long. The record is from the annotation of a GenBank genome assembly. NCBI's taxonomy places the organism in Eukaryota, Fungi, Ascomycota, Pichiomycetes, Serinales, Debaryomycetaceae.